AGAGUAAUGAAACGUGCUGGUGCUAAAGAUAAAACAAUUUUUCAAGAAAAAAAAACUUGGGUCAUAAACAGUUAUUGUGUGUCGACGACCACCCCAUUGCGUAGAGGUGAACAAUCUCAUCACGUCAAAUGUUGACUACUAGCUUUUCUCGUGGCACAAAGAUGGACGACCAUCCGUCAUUUUCAAUCGAUGGCAAUCGACCCAUGAAAAAACAAGAAGGUGAUCGGGCCGACAACAGGAGCAAAACAUGGGCCCCCACACGAAGGAGGGAAAAGGGGUCGACAUAACAAAGCUAUGCGUGUGCAGACAGUGUUGUUGUUGCCAUUGAUUCCGACUGGAUGGACGCAACGUAAUAAUCAUCUGCUCGAUCAACAUUUGCCCCCGCGAGAUAUUUCUCAUCAUCGGAAUGUGCUCUAAAACGACCUCAACCUCAACAACGAACAUGGACUGGGACAUUAACGAUAGCAACAUCCCAAAGGUGACUCACUAUGAUCAUUUCAAUGACUGGGUGGAUGGCCACGUGCGCCUGGUCUAUCGGCCUGAUUGCGAAGAGGCUCGUCGACACGGCUCCGGCUGGGCAAUGAGAAACACCAACAAUCACAACGUCCAAAUCCUCAAGAAAUCGUGUCUGGGCGUUCUCCUCUGCUCCAACCGAUGCAUCUUAGACACGGGCGAGCAAGUCCACCUGAGGCCGGCCAUUUGCGACAAAGCCAGGAAGAAACAACAAGGUAAACCGUGUCCUAAUCGUCGAUGCAACGGGCGGCUGGAGAUCAUCGCGUGCCGCGGCCAUUGCGGCUAUCCGGUGACUCAUUUUUGGCGACACACUGAGCACGCCGUCUUUUUCCAGUCCAAGGGCGUUCACGAUCAUCCGAGACCCGAGGCCAAAUCGACGGCCGAACAGCGGCGAUUGCGCGGAGCCGCCGCCUCUCUCGGAGCGGGCCUCCAUCAGCACUCGACAUCGGCCGGCGGAUCAGGCCACCGACGGCCUAGGGGUUUGGCCCUCCUCCUAUCCCGUUCUCAGCAAAAAGUCAACAAGAUGGUGGCCGGUCAUUCUUCGAAACGUGAUAAAAAUAAGGGCGCGGCCAUGGCCAUUGUUAAAGUAGACGAGUUUCCUGUUCAAGUCAGCCCUGCAUUCCCGAUGAUGAUGACACCUGUUGAGCCCGCGCCGAUGGCAGCGCCAACCGACUACAAUCACCAAGGGCAUAUGGACGAAGGGUACCCACCGAUAGCCGCCUAUCCAACGGAAGUGCACGAUGCUUCUCUGUACUACCACAACCAUCACGCGCACAAUCAUCACCAGCAGCAGCACGUCAUGCCAGAUCCAUCGUCGAUGAUGGACAGUUCCUACAAUUUAACUUGUGACUACAACAAUGCGGCCGGAUAUUGCCAGACGGAUGUCCACCAAGCCAAUUCUUAUCCUUAUCAACAUUACGCCCCGGCAUCGGCCCCUUCGAUCGCUGGAGCACCUCCUUGUGACGCGCAAUCAUCGUCUGGUUAUUACGGUUCGCCAUCCGAUCAUCACCACCAACAGCAUCAUUACACGACGCAUCAGCCGAUGACAGACAAUAGCAGUUCAGUUUCACCGCUGAUCACGACGCCUUACGAUUGCUAUUCAAGUAGUCACGAUCAUUUAGAGUUAAAGUACCAAGCGGCUUUCGUCGAUGCCUUAGAAAGUCAGACCAACACGUCGAUGGAGACUGCCGUCACCGAAGUGUCGGCCACCAGCAACAACUCGUCGAGUACGACCACCAACGAUAUGGUGGUCAACGUGGAUCCACUGCAGAUCAAUGCCAAUCUCGUCCAGCAAAUGCCAACUCCCGAAUUCCAAUACGAGUACGAGACCAAUUAUAGUAAUAAUGAGUGGACCAUGACCACCAGCGGCCAUUAUACCAACGCUGCCAAUCAUAGCUACCCGACGGCUGCUGCCGUGGAGGCCUAUCCAACGGAUAACAGUUUAACGGGCUGCACGUCCGAUUCGGACAUAUCCGUUUUGCCCAAUUACUGUUUCGCCGCUUGCGUUUUCACGACGCCGCCAGCGUCGUCAGAGCCGGCCAGCAGCGGCGGCGCUAAAGUGGAGAUCGGUACUUAUUCGCCAGCGACGCGUCACUUUGAGUCUUACGAUAGCGGCCAUUACCAGACGUUAAACGAAGAGCCUCUUCAUCCAGCCUUAUGAGUCGCCUUCUCCAUUUUCCUUUUUCUCUCCCUGUUGUCUCUGUUGUAAAUGUGUAUUUUGAAAAUGAUAGAAGCAUCCGAAACUACUGUCGUGCCUUUUUGACACGCUCCACACGUUUUGUUUACGUGUCGAUCUCGCGACUCGUUGAUAUUUUUGGAUGGGGGUAUUUAAACAUUUUCAUUUUCGAAGGUCUUGUCUGUUUGAAUUUGUUUUUCAAUGGGAAUAUGCUGCACUAUGAGGGUUUUCUUUCAAAUGUCGCGCUUAUUCUACAUUGAAUGAAUAAGAAACGUAUGUCGCGUGUUUUUUUCGUUUCAAUGCUUCGUCUUUUGACGAUGCGUCCAGUGAACUGUUGCCAUUUGCAGCGCCUCCAAGCGCGUUUUAAACAAUGAGAAAAACAAGUAUGCACACCCUUCUUUCUACAAAGGGAAAAAGAAGAAAGAAAAUCUAUUAGUUGAAUCGCAAGAUUGUGAAACUGAUGGCCACAAGUGCCCUGAUCUCCCUGUAUACUACGAUCCAUCUGUCAAUCUAUCUUCACCUUUUAUCCACACAUUUCUUUUUUGUUUUCAGUCUCAAGUGUAGUGCCCUAUCAUAUUUUUUCUUUCUGUAUUUUUUUAUUAUUUUUUUUUUCCUGAUGUAGUGUAUCAACGGAAAUGAGGAACACGUAACAAAAAGGUGGAAAUCCACAUUAUAACGCACCCAUGGCUCAAAAAAUAUACAAAAAAGUACUUA
Messenger RNA from Daphnia magna, 2902 nucleotides. RefSeq names its product transcription factor glial cells missing. Gene Ontology annotation, biological process: regulation of transcription by RNA polymerase II; gliogenesis. The coding region runs from base 407 to 2173 and encodes 588 amino acids. The transcript has 7 exons. Gene Ontology annotation, cellular component: nucleus. The record is from RefSeq and is a predicted model, not a curated record. Lineage: Eukaryota; Metazoa; Arthropoda; Branchiopoda; Diplostraca; Daphniidae. Gene Ontology annotation, molecular function: RNA polymerase II cis-regulatory region sequence-specific DNA binding; DNA-binding transcription activator activity, RNA polymerase II-specific.